Molecule: messenger RNA, 1486 nt
Organism: Cuscuta campestris
Lineage: Eukaryota; Viridiplantae; Streptophyta; Magnoliopsida; Solanales; Convolvulaceae
Source: the annotation of a GenBank genome assembly
CUCGGGAAAGGGAAAGUGACGCCGGCGCAGGUCGCCUUCAUCGUCGAUUGUUAUCUCGGCGACAACAAUCUCUCUGAGACUAGAUCCGCUUUCCGCUCCGAAGCUCCGCAUCUCUUCUCCAAAUCCCCGCCACAGGAGUCAACGAAGGUGUUGAGUUUGGGGGAGUUGUUGGAUGAAUACGUAUGCCUGAAGGGGCAGAAAUUGGCAGUUGACAAAGAAAGGGGGCUUCUGGAGCAGGAGAAACUUCGACUCCAGAAUUUGCUCAAGGGAAUGCAGGAUGUCAUGAAUGCUUACAAUGCUUCUGCUACUCUCAACACACCCCCUGCUCUUGUUUCUUCUUCUUCUCAAUUUCCAGCAGGUGGCUAUUCAGGGUUUAAUUCCCAAACUAUGAUGCAAACCAUGGCGCCCUCCGUAGUUCACACUUAUUCUUCCGCACCUACGGAUCCCACUUCAACUAAAAGGAAGCGCUCCAUAUCAGAUGCUCAUCUGAGUUCUAAGAAAUCUAAUAAGAGUUCAGCAGCAGGCAAAUUACCUUUGAAAGGUGGUAAGGCACCUGCCAAAGCAAACAAUGCAGAUAGUGGUCAUGACAAUCCUUCCAAACUUUCAGCGAUUCCAUCAUCAGUCCAUCGUAAUGCAUCUAAUGGAACAACAGUUCAAGGGUCUACUGUUUCUAAGUGUCUGUUUAAACAAUCAACUCAAUCCCCUACAACUAAUUCGUCUGGUCCUAAGACGCCGCCACGUGCAUCCUCCUCUCAAUCUGGGAAGUCCAUUUCACCACAAGAGAUUUCUUCCACGGCUACUUCUGGCAAUGAUUUUACUCCCCAGCAAAUGGUAUCACCCAACUGCAUGAUAAUCUCUUCAGAAACAAUACGAGUCAGCCCGUCCAAGCAACUAGGCUACUAUUCGAUUGAGAGAAACCGUUGCAUAUCUACUUUGUCUCCGGUUAAGGCAAACAUGAAUAGCACAAAGAGGGAUCAUGUAAAAGGAAGGUUAGAUUUUGAUGCCUCUGAUUUGCCAUCAUGUUCAACAAAGGUGCCGAGCCCUGGUGGGAAUUCUACUUCUGAAUCUGAUGGAGAGAUGUUUGACUUAGAUUUAGAUGCUCUUGGAAUGGAGUUUAACCUCUCUGAGCUGUUGGUCGACUUUGAACUCGAUGGACAAGGAAAUUUUUCUUCUCCCCAGCAAGACAAGAAUUCUUCUCCAGAACCCUUCUCUGACUCACCAAACAAGUCCGGAGAGGCUGAUAUGGGAGCCAACCAAAUUUCCUCUCAUAUUUCAUCAAUGUUCACAGAAGUCCUUGCAAAAGAAACUGGUUUAUCAGAUCCAAAUACUUUCACAUCGAUGAAGUCUGUCACUAAGCGCAUAGAGAUUUUAAGUCCUGUGAAGGCUUAUGGCAGAUCAAUGGAUGAGAGGAAAUGUAAUUGAGGUUUCUACAGCCACAAAUGAGUCUUUAGGGAGCUUAAAGGAUCAAUAGAUGCUGUGGAAAGUU